UACUGAUAUUGUGAAGGACAUGACUGAACAUUAUUAACAAACAGAACUCUUUUUUAAUGUUCAAUGAAAUUGAUCUAACGAUCUCCUUAUUAUUUCACAAUCAAAUGAAUCUAGAAAAAAUAUUUACAUAUGGCUUAUCUUUCAAUCUAAUUCAAGUUAUCUAAUAUCUAUAGGUUACUAUUUUUAUCAUAGCCUAUUCAUUUCAGCUGACGCAUACAACUCUUAUAAAUAAUUAUUGUAAACUGCUAUAAAAACAAUGUGUCUUUAUUUUUAAUGAAUUCAAGUUAUAGUUACAGUUUUGUUUUUUAUAUUUUAUAAUUAAUAUCUUAUAUUGUUAAGAAAUGGAUAAUAUUUUAAAAGAAGCUGCUAUCCAAAUAGGAUCUGGUGGUACAGCAGGAUUUGUAGAAGUUUGCAUAAUGCAUCCUCUAGAUCUGGUGAAAACAAGAUUACAGUUACAAAAUAAAAAUUUAAUGAAAGCAGAUCCUCAGUUUUACAAUGGCGUAGUCGAUUGUUUGUUGAAAAUGUACAAAAAUGAAGGCUUGGGAUCAUUUUGGAAAGGAAUUAUCCCACCUAUUUUAGUUGAGACUCCAAAAAGAUCAGUGAAGUUUUUCACUUUCGAACAAUACAAGCAAUUAUUCUUGUUUGGACACAGUUCUCCAACACCGGUCACCUACUCCCUAGCAGGUCUCAGUGCAGGUAUUACUGAAAGUAUUUUGGUUACCCCCUUUGAAGUGGUCAAAGUAGAACUACAAGCCAAUAGGCAGAAAGUGAAGGAUGCUCCGUCGACCUUCCUGGUUGCCAGAAAAAUCAUCGCAAAUGGCGGUUUGGGAUCUAGAGGGCUCUUCAAAGGACUUAGCGCCACUAUCCAUCGUAAUGGUCUCUUCAAUAUGGUGUACUUUGGGUUCUACCAUUCUAUGAAAGAAAUAAUUCCUGCUCAUGAGAAUGAAAAAGUAGAAUUCUUGAAAAAGUUUGGAAUUGGAUUCGCCUCUGGUACACUGGCUUCUUGCCUAAACAUUCCUUUUGACGUAGCGAAAUCUAGAAUACAGGGACCACAACCACAACACAAUAUAAUCAAGUACAAAACUACUUACGGUGCUUUAGCUACUGUAUAUAAGGAAGAAGGAUUCCGUGCUUUAUAUAAGGGGCUCUUACCUAAAAUUCUUCGACUUGGACCAGGAGGGGCCAUCAUGCUUCUAGUUUUUGAAUAUAUGCAUGCUUAUUUGAAGAAUAAGUUCGACUGACAACUCGCAAAUUGAAAAUGGAAGUAUUUUAUAAUUCAAGAGUAUCUGAAAUUGAAUUUUAUUGAUAAUUUGUACGAAUAUCCAUAUGAAAUAUCCAUUUAUUAUGUUUUAAUAUGUUUUUUGUUUUUUUUUUAUACAAAUCAACCAAUAUAUAUUAUUCAAAUAUAUUUCCAAUUUUUA
Harmonia axyridis is the source of this 1421-nucleotide messenger RNA. Its product is annotated as mitochondrial 2-oxodicarboxylate carrier-like. The record is from RefSeq and is a predicted model, not a curated record. Bases 342 to 1241 code for a protein of 299 amino acids. The transcript has 5 exons. Lineage: Eukaryota; Metazoa; Arthropoda; Insecta; Coleoptera; Coccinellidae.